AUGGCUCGGACAGAGGAACUUUCGGAAAUCGCUCACCGGAGGGCAAUCGCUGCUGUGGACUGGGUAGAUAGCCUGACGGAAAUCGCAGAGGUGGCGGAGACCGAAGACAAGGUAGCUCUCGUGAAAUCCUGUUACUCUCCGCUGACCAUUUUCAACUUCUCAGCACGGACAGCUCAGAACACUCCCAAUCCCGACAUUCUCUGCUUGUGUAGUCAUUCCUAUGUUCCACGACGUCUACCGCCGGAAUUCAACGAGACCAAUCAUCUCUCAAAUGUGCUCAUCGACCGGACUUUAAAUGAGCUUGUGGCACCUUUGCGAAAGCUGAACCUCAAAGAGGAAGAGAUCGUGCCGCUGAAGGCAAUCAUUAUCCUAAAUCCGAAUGCGAAAGGACUGUCUGACCGAGCCAAGGUUGCCAUCGGCGAACUUCGCGACAAAGUGCAAGAUAUGUUAUUCCAAAUAGUGAAAGAACUACAUCCGAUCUACACAGCAAGCAGUCGUUUCGGCAAUCUACUUCUUCUUCUACCUACCAUUACCACCCUUUCGGGACUGAUGAGCGAGAACAUGCAGUUUUGUCAAGCGUUUGGGGGUCGACAAAGUGGAGAUCCGUUGUUGUCGGAGAUGUUCGGCGACUUCAAGUCGAAGUUUGACGAUUCAACAAUUUCUUCGACCUCGAUAAGCCCACCGCUUUAUGAAAAUCCUGCGGAAAUCUCGCUUGAGGUAAGAUUUCACGGCUUAAUUGAUCCAUAG
This is a messenger RNA of Cylicostephanus goldi, 747 nucleotides long. NCBI's taxonomy places the organism in Eukaryota, Metazoa, Nematoda, Chromadorea, Rhabditida, Strongylidae. The record is from the annotation of a GenBank genome assembly.